Messenger RNA from Fusarium verticillioides 7600, 1537 nucleotides. Its product is annotated as pre-rRNA-processing protein ESF2. Bases 383 to 1363 code for a protein of 326 amino acids. Gene Ontology annotation, biological process: endonucleolytic cleavage to generate mature 5'-end of SSU-rRNA from (SSU-rRNA, 5.8S rRNA, LSU-rRNA); endonucleolytic cleavage in 5'-ETS of tricistronic rRNA transcript (SSU-rRNA, 5.8S rRNA, LSU-rRNA); endonucleolytic cleavage in ITS1 to separate SSU-rRNA from 5.8S rRNA and LSU-rRNA from tricistronic rRNA transcript (SSU-rRNA, 5.8S rRNA, LSU-rRNA). The transcript has a single exon. The record is from RefSeq and is a predicted model, not a curated record. Gene Ontology annotation, molecular function: RNA binding. NCBI's taxonomy places the organism in Eukaryota, Fungi, Ascomycota, Sordariomycetes, Hypocreales, Nectriaceae. Gene Ontology annotation, cellular component: nucleolus.
AAGGUAUUAAAUGUCAAGUCCAUUGAGGUGAACGUUUUAAGACAAUUCGACUACCGCAUGGAGUUACACUCUGUACUGGACACUCGGAGUACCUAUCAAGCAUCAUCCUCCCAGGAAUACCAUGACUCUACAUAGUAUUGUACUAUUCCUUGACCUGCUAUACGAUCUUGUCGAACAAUUCUUCCCCAAAGAAGCCUCUUAUCAGUGACGUCGUUGGCUACCCCUCCAAGUCACAUGACCUUCUCCAACUCAAAUACAGAUCCCUGCAGUCUAGCGUGCCGACAGCUUAUCUUAUCAGCAAGGGACUACUUUUUUUUGACAUUGGACUCUCCAGCCUCACAUUGGACACAGCUCAAGCUCAGUGCUGCCCAUCGCAUUCAUCAUGGCACCCGAAACCAAAAACGACUUUCUUGAUACCGCCGACAGCGAUGAGGAGGACGAUGUUGGGUACAAUUCUGAGGACGAUGAUAUGAGAAAGGGUGGCCGAGGUGCCAAGCGACGGAAACUCGACUCGGACGACGAAGAUAAUCUGGGUAGCGAUAUCGAGCGCGAUGCCAGCGACGACGAGGAUGAGCCAACAGAAAAGGAUGCAGAAAAAACAGAAAAGGAAGAAAAGAAAGACGACAAACCGGAAAAGCCAAAGCGCAAGUCAAAAGACACAACUUCGACAGAACUGCCCGAUGUCACAAGAACAUUGACAAAGAAGAACCUCGUCGCCUCCGAAGCCGCCGUCAAGAAGUCAGGCGUCGUCUACCUCUCCCGUAUACCACCUUUCAUGAAGCCCGCCAAGCUGCGAUCUCUCCUCGAACCCUACGGCACAAUCAAUCGCAUCUUCCUCACCCCCGAGGACCCAGCCUCACAUGCUCGUCGCGUUCGCGCUGGCGGUAACAAGAAGAAAUCUUAUACCGAAGGAUGGGUCGAGUUCACAAAAAAGAAGGAUGCCAAGGCUGUAUGCGAUCUUCUCAACGCGCGCACCAUCGGCGGCAAGAAGGGCAGCUACUACCACGACGAUUUAUGGAAUCUUCUAUACCUCAAGGGUUUCAAAUGGCACAACCUCACAGAGCAAAUCGCUGCUGAGAACGCUGAGCGCGCUAGCCGCAUGAGAGCCGAGAUCAGCAAGUCGACAAAGGAGAACAAGGAGUUUGUCAGGAACGUGGAGAAGGCAAAGAUGCUGGACGGCAUGGAAGCCAAGGCAAAGGCCAAGAAGAGGAAAGCAGAUGGCGAGGGAGAGGGAGAGGGAGCGGGAGAAGACUCGGUGCGACAAGUCAAGAGAUCGUUCAAGCAAGUUCCUCUGGCGAAGAAGAAGACGGAAGUGGAAGAUCAACCAGCCGAGGUGACGAGGGUACUGAGCAAGAUUUUCUAAUCUGUAUAGCCAUUAUUUUGUUUUUUUGUUGCAUUUUUGUCUAUAACACCUGAUUUGAUCAAAACCACGACUUUUGAAGAUGUAGAAUCCAUUCAAGCAAGGCAUGAUAGGCAUCCAAUGAUUGGCAUGACCAACUCAUGGAGCCAAGUGGACCCUGAACUUUAUGACUCUGAG